AUGAAAGCCAGUCUUGUUCUUUUGUUGACGCCCCUUGCAGCGGCUCUGCCAGCAACCUUCAUCCAGCUAGACUCUGAGCUUGCCGUUCGCCGCGAGAAUGUCACCGAGCGAAUGGCCACCUUGGAUGAGCGUCAAGCUUCCGUAAGCAUUGACCAGCUUUUCAAGAACAAAGGUAAGGUCUAUAUUGGGUCUGCUACAGACCGCGGUCUCCUCCAGACAGGCAAGAACGCAGCGAUCCUUCAGGCCAACUUUGGCCAGGUCACGCCCGAAAACAGCAUGAAAUGGGAUGCCCUGCAGCCUAGCCAGGGUCAGUUCAAUUGGGACAAUGCGGACUACCUAGUCAACUGGGCUCAACAGAACGGCAAGUCGAUCCGAGGUCACACUCUUGUCUGGCAUUCGCAGCUGCCGCAGUGGGUGAAGAACAUCAACAACGCCGACACUCUGCGUCAGGUCAUUCGAACUCAUGUGAAGGCUGCCGUUGGACGUUAUAGUGGGAAAAUCAGGGCCUGGGAUGUCGUGAAUGAAAUCUUCAACGAAGAUGGCACUCUGAGAAGCUCGGUUUUCUCCAACUUGCUUGGAGAAGAGUUUGUUUCCAUUGCCUUCAAAGCCGCCCGAGAAGCCGAUCCCUAUGCCCGACUCUAUAUCAACGACUACAACCUCGACAAGGCGGGAUCCAGCAAGGUCAAUUUGAUGCGGUACUACGUUGACAAGUGGAUCUCCCAAGGAGUUCCUAUUGAUGGCAUUGGCACCCAGGCCCAUAUCAGUGGCGGAGGAGGCAGCAGCAUUCAAGGUGCCCUGGAACAACUUGCGACUGCUCCAGUUACUGAGAUAGCCAUCACGGAACUGGACAUCGCCCAGGCCCCUGUUGAUGACUACGUUACAGCUGUAAGGGGCUGCUGGAAUGUUGCCAAAUGCUGGGGAAUCACAGUUUGGGGCAUCAGUGACAAAGAUUCAUGGCGCACUGGAGCUAACCCUCUGCUGUUCGAUUCCAAUUAUAACGCCAAGGCUGCUUACUGGGGUAUUGUUGACUUGCUCGAUUAAAGGGGGUCAAAUGGUCGUCUACAAAAAGUCCAACCAACGUAGGGUAUAGACGUCAAAUGAAGUAAACAUUCACCACGCACUGGCUUGAUCAAGAUCGUCUAGGAAUAGAACAUCUUCCUCCAGACACACAAUAUACUCAUUCAAGUCCGGUCCCAGCUCUUCUUUUGACUGCGCGUCGUGGCUUGCAGGUCAGCCUGCCAGGUGACUGACCAGCAGAAUCGAACCAACUACCUCCUUAAAGGUAGCCGUGCUGUAAAACAAAUCACUCGGUCACAAUGGCAAAAGGAAAGCAACCUAGGGGGCUGCGCCCGCCCGAGGAGGGGGUCGAACCCUCAGCCUUGCGGUGACUUGUCCUGAGGAAGACGUAAAAGCCGCACGCUCUGGCCAAUUGAGCUACCCGGGCU
This is a messenger RNA of Ilyonectria robusta, 1445 nucleotides long. RefSeq names its product glycoside hydrolase family 10 protein. The transcript is spliced from 4 exons. Gene Ontology annotation, biological process: carbohydrate metabolic process. Lineage: Eukaryota; Fungi; Ascomycota; Sordariomycetes; Hypocreales; Nectriaceae. Bases 1 to 1041 code for a protein of 346 amino acids. Gene Ontology annotation, molecular function: hydrolase activity, hydrolyzing O-glycosyl compounds. The record is from RefSeq and is a predicted model, not a curated record.